GGGCGGAUUUUGAAAAGGAUUCAACAUUACACAAUGAGACGGAGGAAGGAAUAUUAUUGAAAACAAAACCAGGACAAAGGAAAAAUAUAAUUUUGAAGAUGAAAUUAUGUUCUCCGCUUCUGGUAAUCAUGCUCACGACUGUGGCAGCCACUCCUUGCCUAUUCAACAGCAUGUGCACGUGCAAGACGGACGAAGCGUUACGGAUGCAUAUCGCAUGCGUUGCAGUUCCUUUGUAUACAAUUCCAGAAGUAGCAACGGGUACACGGAUAAGUCAUAUGGAUGUCAUGUCGUCGGAGAUUGAGUCCGUCGAAAAUGACAUUUUACAAGGGACGCACAUCGAAUCACUGCGGCUGAUGAGCAAUAGAAUCGGAAUUAUAUCCGAUAGAGCGUUCGCAUCGUCCGGAUCAGUUCUUCGGGCACUCGACCUCAGUUAUAACCAGUUGGAUAAGGUGCCACUUAAAUCUUUCUCAAAUAUAAAAAAUUUAGAUUGGCUCAAUUUGCACGGUAACAAUAUCGAAGUAGUGGAAACAUACUGGAAUCAUUUGCAAGACACAUUGCAGCACCUGUUCAUUGGUGAAAACGAUUUAACAUCGUUCCCAGAUCAUUUUUCAAAACUACGAACAUUAUCUACUUUAAAUCUGGAUAAUAAUUUGAUCACGUCUAUACAACCGAACAUUAAAACGCCACCGGUGCUUGAAACUCUGAGCAUAUCCAAUAACUUCUUGCAAGAAUUUCCUGUCUCACUUAUUGAAACGGGAACUGCGCUGAACAGAUUAUAUGUACGAGACAAUUACAUAGUGAACAUAACGAAAAUUGUUCCGAACAGAUUUGUCAAACUGGAUAUACUAGAUCUGGGCAUGAACCAAAUGGAGAGUUGGUCAGGUCAGAUGUUCGGGGGUCGUUCAGAAGUGCGGAAUCUACAUUUAGAUAUGAAUCGAUUGGAGACGCUGGACGCAAACGCUUUCGACGGGUUGCGAUCGGUUCGCAUGUACCUGUCUCGUAACAGGUUGAAAAAUUUGGACCACAAGACUUUCGAAGGACUGGAAAGGAUACUGGAGUAUUUAGACCUGGAGCACAAUAAUUUAGGAAUGAUACCGACGGCGAUUAGAACUUUGAAAAAUUUAAAGUUUUUGUACUUGUCGUCAAACGAUCUCAGUCAAUUGAACACGGCAGAUUUUACCGGCGUUUCGUCGAGUCUACGAUCGCUUUCACUAUCCGGCAAUCGUCUGUUAGAAAUACCUAGCCAUUCGUUAACGAACUGUACUAAACUCUCGCAUUUGAACUUGGGCUACAACUUUAUCAGAGAAAUAAGAGAAAACGACUUUGGGGAAUGGGCCACGCACCUGGACACGUUGUUGUUGAUGAACAACAAGUUGAAGGAACUCACCGGACGACCGUUCAAGAAUACGACCACCCUGCGCGAACUGAGUUUGUCCUUCAACAACAUCCAUUACAUAGAUGCCGACGUGUUCAUGGAUCUGGCCACGUCGUUAGAAAGCUUGGAAAUCAGUUUUGGCGUUUACUACGAUAGCUUCCCCGUUAAAAUGCUCAGUCAUCUCAAAUCUCUGAUGUGGUUAGUGCUGGACAACAACGACAUCUCGUCCGUGCCGGUGAACUCAUUGCACUCGCUGGACAGUCUUCAGUACGUCAAUCUGGAAUCCAACAGGAUAUCGGUGUUGGUGCCAGGUACGUUCGGCUCGCCGAACCAAACAUACCUGCGUGAGGUGAGACUGAACCAAAACUACUUGAUGUCCCUGGAGCCGAACACGUUCCACGACCUGCAGCAGCUGCAAACGAUCACCGUGUCGCGGAACAAAAUCAUUGAAGUUAUGUCGCGCGCGUUUAACAAGCUGCCGAGGCUGCUCAACGUCGACCUGUCGUAUAACCGCAUCGAGUACAUCCAGCCGUCGGCGUUUGAACGACUGCCAGGGCUGAAACGUCUGGACCUGCAGGGCAACCAGCUGAAGGAGCUGCGGAUGGCGUCAUUCGCCAACUCCACCAAUCCGAAGACGCCGCUGGUCCUGAACGUGUCCAACAACUGCAUCGAAAUGGCCCCGGUGGACCAUCCGCUGACGGCCGUCCACGUGAGGACGCUGGACCUAAGCUACAACAGCCUGGCGGACGUGCCGUACAGGCUGCUACACUUCGUAUCGGCGUCGCUCAGGCAUCUCUACCUGGACCACAACCGGAUAACGAGCGUGUACAACGCGGAGUUGGUGAACCUCACGGGGCUGGAGGUGCUGUCGAUGACCGGUAACGGAAUGACGUCGGUCGCGUCUAAAGCGUUCCACAACCUGACCUCGCUGCAGGUGCUCCGGCUGUCCGACAACCGCAUACAGCAGCUGUCGCCCGACCAGUUCGCCACGCUACCCAGGCUUCGCGUGCUGUCGCUGGCCAGGAACCAGCUGACCGCACUCGGCUGGGACGCGGUGCCGGGCGUGGCGCCGCUCGAGUUCAUCGACCUGUCCGACAACCGGCUGCUGGCCGUGCCCGUGAGCAUGCUGACGGCAACGGGCUCGACGCUACGGCACCUGCUGCUGUCCGGCAACCGCAUUGAUCACGUCGACGGCACCACGUUCUCGGACGUGACCAGGCUAGCCAACCUGAGCCUGGCCAAUAACAAACUAACCAUCAUCCCGGAUAACACGUUCGUCGGGCUCACCGGUCUACUCGCACUCGACUUGUCCUCCAACAACCUCCGGGCCAACUUCAAAGAGCUGUUCCAUUACGUGCAGAACGUGAGGCAUCUAAAUUUAGCCGACACGGGGCUCGUCGAUACGCCACUGCUGCCACUCCCGGGAUUGAUAUCGCUCCGGCUGUCACACAACAAGUUGGAAAAGGUGUCCAGAUCGUCCAUGGAAAUGCUGUCCCGCUUAAAGACGCUUUAUCUGAACGACAACAGAUUGACCUCGUCCCCAUGGAAUGUAUGGUCGCUGCUGCCGUCGUUGAAAACGUUAGACCUGUCGGCCAACCCUAUAAAAACGAUCACCAAAGCGAGUUUUUCCGGUCUGUCCCGUUUACAACAUUUGCGGGUGCAGCAGCUGCAGUACGCGGACCGUUUCGAUGCGGGAUCGCUUUCCAAACUGUCCACUCUUCGGUCAUUGGCCACAGACUGGCGACCGAACAUCGGGCAGAUCGUGUGCGCCGCGGUCAAGUCCAUACGCAGCCUUUCGGUGCGUGUGAACCGGUUGCGACUGCCCGGGCCCAUCGUGGACACGUGCGGUCCCAAGCUCGAGUCCGUGGCCAUCACAGGGCCGGAGCUAAGGUUCGUCGAUGCUCAAGUGUUCGCGGGGCUGGGCCGCGGGGUUGGCGAACGGCUGACCAUCAGCAUCCGGCACACGUCCAUUGAGGACCUGCCAGCUGACCUGCUUCUGCCGCUGUCCGGUGUGCCCAAGCUCGCGCUAGACCUGACCAGCAAUCGGCUCACGUCGCUCAACCCACUAACCGUAUACUCCAACUACACUACGUGGGAGAACUCCGGCACUAAUAUUCUCAGAGGUGGCCUGUACCUGGACGACAACCCACUACAGUGCGACUGCGGGCUGCUAUGGCUGGGCCAGUGGCUGCGCCGGUGGCUACGUGAAGCCGUGCAGGUGCACACCCUGGGCAUGGCCGAGGCGCAGCUGGCCCAGUGGACGGCGCGGCGGGCGACGUGCGCGGAUCCGAGGAACGGCGGGGCGCGCGUGCCCGUGGCCGACAUCUACCCAGAGGACCUGCGGUGCAAGGCGAGUGCGCUUAGCGGCAGCGGCACCGGCAACACGGCCACCAAGACGUCCCACCUGAUCGUCUGCCUGGCCCGGUCGCUGGCCGUCUUCUACAUGGUCACCGUCUGGUGCAACGUCUACUAAGUGCCGCGUUGCGAGUCGCACCGGUCGACGGUCACGAACAGCGGCACGUGCCGGAACCAACGCCAGACAUGUUGGUCGCACCGCUGUUGUUGUUAUACACCCCUUAUAUUAUAUUCGUGUCCCUGUUGUACUAGUCCUGAAGAACACGGCAAACGCUGAAAAAUAAGUUUUCUUCUCUCUCUCUCACCCUUAACAUAACCCACUGAUCCUCACUGAUUAUACCGUACGUGCGUGGGCCGACCUGGGAACCGCGGUAACCGCCCACGACCAAUACGCCUUCGUACAGCGCGGUAAUCGAAUUCUGAAGGGGGAAGGAUGUACCGACGGCUAACGCGAUCCCUGCAGGAUGAAAAUGUGAUCUAAUCGGAACUCGAGUUCACCGCCGACCUGUUCGAAAGUCACGUCGUUGUCCCUCGAUCGGCUUACGUACUACAACGUGUAAUAUAUUACGACAAGAUCCGCCGACGGGCUGUAAUAAUACCUUGGUCGUAUCGUUUACACGAAAAUCGCAUCGCCCGUAACGCGUCCGGUACGAAAUUGUUUAAAAUUCUUGUUUCGCGGGAAUAAACGUUUUUAGUUUUUUCUAAUAUCGCACGCGGAACCGACGGCACCGACGAGAAUGACGUAGUGUAAUCGCCGACAAGUUAUAAAUAGCACUUACUCCCUCACUCAUUCACCAGAAAAAAUGUCUAAAAAAAAUAAAAUAUGUGACCUGUCGUCCCGGUCGUGGGGAGUUCGAGUUGUUUUUCUACGUCCAUUAUUGUACAGCUGAUGCGACAAUCGCAUUAUAUUUUACUAACUGCAAGACGUAAAACUGCGAUUUCAAGCACUCGCAACGGAGCCCACGCGAUUCCGCAUGAAUCUUCCGCAUUUGAAACAACACGGAUAAAAAAUUUUUCGGAUCAGAUGCGAAACACACACACAACAGACGCUCGCUAUUCGUACCCACCCAUCUUUGCCAAUAUUAUGUAUAUGUGUACGGGCGUUACGCCGCUGAUCGUUUUUUGUUACACACGGAUGUGGCUCACGUCCAUAUUAUUACUGUAUUUUUAAGUAUUAUAAUACCCAUUGGAGGAGGAGAGAGAACUUUAAAGAAGUUUUGAAGUGCUCGAGUGAAAACAAUUAAUACUUCCAACGUUAACCCGUACCGUAAGCCUCAGAACAGAAACAUACCAUUAUCAAUAUUACCGUGUAUCUAGUAUUACAAAUAAUUUCAAUUUUUUAUUUAUUUUUUUCGCUUUCGUUAAUCUUUCAUUAUAUCCCAACUCAACGUACGUAAACAGAAAUUAUUUUACCCAAACACGUUUGUUCGUUGGAAAUAAUAUAUUUUGCAAUUAUUGAUUUUCUUUCUUUUUAUUUUUUAUCCAAUCGUAUUUGUUUAUUCGAAGAUUAAAAUCCCAAACUGUUUAUUAUAUUCAAGUAACGAUUGCGCCCCGCAGCAUAAUCGCCGUCGGUCGGUUGACGUUCAGGUGAAAUUUUCACUACUCGAAAUGAUAGUGGCGUAUAACACGUUCUAUGGGAUAGUAAAUUUCAGUUUAUUGACAACUCAAGGAAAUAUUUACUUUAUCCAGACCGAUCAAUGUGUUAAAUGACUAUCAUAUUCUUAACAUUACGACGCUUAUUUCUAUCAUUUUAUAACGACCACGUUCCAUUGAUUCCCAAUAUUGAUCUUUGUUUGAUGCACAAUUAUGAUUUUUCAACGAUAUUUUGUGUACUCGUGGCGAAAUCUUUAAACGACCAUAUGUUCCCUGCGUGUGAAUUUAAUAAAAUCGAAUGGGGAGAGAAUUCUUUGAAAGGAAACAACGAGAUCUUUAUAGAGUAGCUGGUAUUUUUUAUUGAAAACUAAAAUUAAAUACGGUUGACCAAUUUAUAUCUGAAUAGUUUUCAGUUCUUUGACCUUAUUCAUAAUGAGUCAUAUUUUAUGUAAAAAAAAAUAACGUAUAUCUUUUUAUUAUAACUCUGAGAAUUAUCUCAGUUCUAAUUUUUUUUAUUUAUUUUUCUUUUUACCGAGCCAAAUGAAAUGUAAACCAUUAUAUCGAUUCAAGAUCAUAGGAAAAAUACGAAAUAUUAAAAAUAAUAUAUUUUAUUUUGUAUGUUAUGCGUUUUACAAAAGUUCAUAAUAUACUCGUUUAUAUUUGUAUAUAUAAGUGUAAUAUAAUAUUUGUUCUAUGAAUAGUUUUACUAUUCAAGCGUUGUUCUCAGAGGAAUAAACAUUUUGACAAGGAAUAAUUUGUGUCCUUCAAAAUACCACUUCAUCCUUCCAAUUAUUUAUAAUAUUAUACGGUAGAUGUGUUUGUUUAUUUUUACCUUUAAAACCAUUAUAAAUAUUUAUAGUUUUUUGUUGAUCAAAUAAACCUGUAUACAUGUAACGCUUACUUUUAAGACAGCUUUGUUUUGUAAAUAA
Messenger RNA from Sipha flava (yellow sugarcane aphid), 6252 nucleotides. RefSeq names its product chaoptin. Gene Ontology annotation, molecular function: protein binding. Gene Ontology annotation, cellular component: extracellular matrix. The transcript is spliced from 7 exons. Bases 99 to 3848 code for a protein of 1249 amino acids. The record is from RefSeq and is a predicted model, not a curated record. Lineage: Eukaryota; Metazoa; Arthropoda; Insecta; Hemiptera; Aphididae.